AUGUCUCGUCAAACCCGCCGUUCACGCUACAGCAUGAGUCAACAGCCGUGGGCUGUUGGCACUCUGGGGCAACAAGAGCACGGUAUUAUCCCGGAAGAGUAUGAGUCUAAAAUUGGCGCCAUUUCUCGAAACAUCCGCACCGCACCCACAGCUCUUGGUGAUGUGCCAGUUGUGCGUCGCCGCUCCUCGCUCCUCACUGAAGAUGACCUCUCCACCGUUGUUAGCGACCCCAUGUCCAUGCACGUCCUCGUCGGCCUCUUUGCCCCUGUAAAGUUCAAGGACCUCAAAGCGGCAACCCGCCUCACGAGCCUGUCUCCCGACUUCUUGGCGCGCAAGAAUUUUUCGUUCGUGCUGGCCACGAACGGUUUCGACUCGCGUACUCGUCGGCACAUGAGGCUUGCUUGCGGGGGCCAAUGA
This is a messenger RNA of Monosiga brevicollis MX1, 417 nucleotides long. RefSeq lists its product as uncharacterized. NCBI's taxonomy places the organism in Eukaryota, Choanoflagellata, Craspedida, Salpingoecidae. The coding region runs from base 1 to 417 and encodes 138 amino acids. The transcript has 3 exons. The record is from RefSeq and is a predicted model, not a curated record.